GAAGAAAAAAAAAAAAGAAGAAGAACAUGGCGACCAUAAUAUUACUUAGCCGUCCUGCUGGUGUCCUUUCGAAGAUUUCACGCAGCUGUUCCCCUGCUGUAUUUGCAGCUGCAGUUCAGCAGAGGAAACUGCACGAUUCCUUCAUCCCCAAAGGGAAAAGAGAACACUUGUCAUCCAGUGGACUAUCAGUCACGGUGUUUGGUGCCACCGGCUUCCUGGGUCGAUAUGUGGUCAACAGGCUCUGUCGGAUCGGCUCUCAGGUUAUAAUUCCUUACCGCUGUGAUCGGUACGACCUCGGUCACCUGAAGCCUAUUGGAGAUCUUGGGCAAAUCACUUUUGUGGAGUGGGAUGCAAGGGACCAAGACUCCAUUAAACGGGCCGUGGAGUACUCCGACGUGGUCAUCAAUCUGGUGGGCAGAGAAUGGGAAACAAGAAACUAUUGCUUUCAAGAUGUCUUUGUGACCAUCCCUCAACAAAUUGCCAGGGCAGCAAAAGAAGCUGGAGUCAAAAAGUGUAUUCAUAUAUCACACCUCAACGCUGAUCUAUGCAGCCCUUCCAAGUACCUGAGGAACAAGGCCAUAGGUGAGGAACUAUUGAGAGAAGAGUUUCCUGAACUCAUUAUCAUGAAGCCAUCUGAGAUGUAUGGGAGGGAGGACUGCUUCUUCAACCAUUUUUUAAACAUGAGCUGGUUCGGCUAUGCUGUUCCGCUCAUAGCCAUGGGAAAGAAGACAGUGAAACAACCUGUUUCU
Molecule: messenger RNA, 749 nt
Organism: Nematolebias whitei (Rio pearlfish)
Lineage: Eukaryota; Metazoa; Chordata; Actinopteri; Cyprinodontiformes; Rivulidae
Gene: ndufa9a
Product: NADH:ubiquinone oxidoreductase subunit A9a
Cellular component (GO): mitochondrion
Molecular function (GO): protein-containing complex binding
Source: RefSeq, a predicted model, not a curated record